Molecule: messenger RNA, 1827 nt
Organism: Colletotrichum truncatum
Lineage: Eukaryota; Fungi; Ascomycota; Sordariomycetes; Glomerellales; Glomerellaceae
Product: PX domain-containing protein
Biological process (GO): intracellular protein transport; retrograde transport, endosome to Golgi
Cellular component (GO): retromer complex; retromer, tubulation complex; endosome
Molecular function (GO): phosphatidylinositol-3-phosphate binding
Source: RefSeq, a predicted model, not a curated record
AUGGACUAUAGCGCUAUUUCCAACGACGACAACCCGGCUGGCGCAUCGCCCUGGGGAAACUCACCCGGUUCGUCGCCUCAGCCCAACCAAACGACAUUUGGCUCUCUCGGCGGAGACCUCGGUGGUGAUCCGCCUGGCUCACCCUUCCGCUACACUCCCAGCCCCGGCAAUGGCCUGCCACAGGAGCGAGAUAACUUCGGCGGCGAGUCCUACGUGAGACCCAACACUGCGAGCACCGAGUCCGCAACCGAGGUGGAAACACAGGAAUCCAGAACCGAGGUCGGCUCAGAAGCCCGAACCAGCGGCGAGGCGGGACCCGAGACGCCCCAGAAGUCGCAAGAACAAGGAGGUGCGCCGGGUACGGGCGACCAAGCUCGCCAGGAGCAGCAAAUCCGCAAGCCUCAGCAGCCUCAGUUUAGGCUUCAGGCCAAGAUUACUGGUCUCGAGAGGACUGGAAAGAAGGACCCAAUCUUGCGGUUCGACGUCCAUACCAACCUUCCCAGAUUCCGUACUACUCAGUACCGCGAUGUGCGCCGUUUCCACUCUGAGUUCGUCAAGCUUGCGGAGCACCUGAUCUCAGCCAACCCCGAGUGUUUGGUGCCUACUGUGCCCCCCGCGGUGACAUCAGCUGGCGCAGGAACGGACGAAGACGAAGCACGUGUUAAGGCUCUACUUCAGCGAUGGUUCAACUACGUGUGCAGCAAUGAGAUUCUUAUGAGGGACGAUGAGAUGGUUCUUUUCGUCGAGAGCGAUUUUGGUUACAGCCCCAUGGUCAAGAUGAAGCAGCCCGCGACCGGCGUGCGCAGAAAGAUUCUGAAGCAGUUUGCCCCUCCCCCUGAUGACACCCCUGAGCUUCAGGAGGCUCGUCCAAUCGUCAAGCUCUUCUAUUUGGGAACCAUGGACGCUGGCCACAAGGUUGAUAAGCUCGUCAAGUCCCGUCGCGGCCUCGGAUUGGCUGAGUCCGACUUUGGUGUUAAGCUUGGGGCGAUGAACGUUCAAGAGCCCCAUCAGGGACUCGCCAACGCCUAUCGAAAGCUCGGCAAGAUUGUACAGACAGUUGGCGAUUACCACGCUGCACAAGCCACCGCAGAAGCCACGACAAUCGGCGAUCCCUUUCAGUAUCACUCGCAGGAUGCCUUCGUUGUCAAGGAGUCACUCACCAAUCGUCAAAUUCUCAUUCGCGAGUUCCUCCAGGCUCAAGAGAACACGCGUAGCAAGCUCAACGCCGCUGAUCGUCUCAAGGCGAGCUCCAACGUAAGGCGGGAGAAGGUCGACGAGGCUAUCACCGCCCUUGAUGACGCGCGUCAAAACGAGACUUAUCUCUAUCAAAAAACAACCCGUGUCACCCAGAACCUGGUCCAGGAGCGUCGGAAGUGGUUUGCCAGGACCGCAGCUGACCUGCGGCUCAGCAUCAGAGAAUAUGUUUUGCGCGAGAUUGAGGCUGAACGUCGAGCGCUCGCUGUUCUGGAGACUGUACGACCGGACAUUCGAUCAAUCGAUGCAUCUGGCGGUCUGAGUCGACUCGGACGCGAGUCUCACCCAACCGUCAGGCGGACCAACAUGGCCGCCAGUCAAGGUCCCAAGGGCGAUGCAUGGAGCGGUGUCCCACGACGCUCAGACCAGGCCAUCAGCCGCAGCGUGUCUGGCAGUCUUAUUUCUGGCGGCCCCGAGGACGGAGAUGGCGACGACGGACAGGGUGCAGGACAGAACAAGGGCCUCGGCGCAACAGGUGGUCGGGCAAGCUUGACCGGUGUGACAGAAGAAGACGAUGAGGACCGAGUGGAUGCGAGAAAUGCGGCAAGCCGAUUGGCGACGAGCACAUUCUGA